AUGUUGGUAACAAAAUUAUUUAAAAAGAGAAAACCAACCAAUAACCCUAGUAGUAGUAGUGGUAAUGGUAAUAGUUCUUCACCGACAUUGUCAUCGUCGGCUGUUGCAUCUACUACAACUACACCAUCACCUUCUUCAUCAUCAUUGUCAUCAUCUCCGACUUCAUCUUCAUCAUCAAAAAAGAGUCCAAAGAUCCAGAUACAAAAAUUACAUUUGGAAGACACCAUCAAUUUGAAUCAUUCAUCCGCCGACGACGAUCUUGUUGAACAGCAAGUUGUCAUAUCAUUACAUUCUUCACCAAAGACAGAGUUGAAUAAUAGUCGUGGUGGUGGUGGAGACUCAUUCAAUAUAGUUCUGAUCAACAAUGACGGUGAGGAUGAACAACCCAAAGGCGGUGACGACGACCAAUCAAGUAGCGACCAAGUAGAUAAUAUGUAUAGCAGUAGCGAUGACGACGCAAACGACAAUGAAGAUGGUGGUGAUCAACAAGAUGACACAUCUUAUAGUUCCAACGACGACGACGAUAAUGAUGACUCUGACUCUGACUCUGACGACGAUGUCAACGUUUUCGAUGGAUUCAGAGAUGUAGAGACUGAACUUGGUAGUCGAGGAAUUGGCAGUAGAACAUUAGAUGCUGACCAAUUGAUCGAAGAACAAAAAAGAGAGAUCAACGAAGUAGCUCAACUUCUCUCGAUUACAUUCAACCAGUCACAUACACUACUCAAACAUUUUAAUUGGAAACGUGAGAAAUUACUCACUAGAUACUUUGAAUCAACUCAAGAAGUAUGUACAGAGGCUGGUAUUGAAUACCACCAUCAUCAUGCACAGUUUUCAGGUGGUAGUGAGGCACAACCACAAUCACAAUCUCAACACCGUCAACAAGCUGCAUUGAUUGUUGUCAGUAGCAACGAUGAUACCACUACCACCAGCAGUAGCAACCACCAGACUAGUACAUCCAAUUCAAAUAAUAAUAUUAUUGCAUCAGUUGGUUGUUCAAUUUGUGGAGAUGAUGAAACUACAGAAGCAACUGCAUUACCAACUUGUGGUCACUCUAUAUGCAAUGAAUGUUGGGCACAAUAUCUUGGUGGGAAGAUUGUAGAAGGUGAAGCAAAUAUUCGGUGUCCAUUUUUCAAGUGUACAUCGGUCGUCGAUGACCUCACCAUCAAACAUCUCAUUGCUCCAUUCCUCUACCAGAAAUAUGAAAGUUUUGCAACCAAGAAAUACCUCCAACACUCUGAAAUGAGAUGGUGUCCAACUCCAGGUUGCGAAAGUAUAGUCACUUCUGAUUCAUCCGAUGCUUCAUUAGAUAUAGUUCAAUGUUCCCAAUGUUUAUUUAGAUUUUGUUUAAAAUGUCAUAGAGAAUCACAUUUACCAUGUACAUGUGAACAAAUGGCAUUAUGGGAACAAAAAUGUAGAGAUGAAUCAGAGACUACACAUUGGAAAUCUGUAAAUUGUAAACAAUGUCCAAAAUGCCAAAGUUCGAUUGAAAAGAAUGGAGGAUGUAAUCAUAUGACCUGUAGAUCAUGCACCUAUGAAUGGUGUUGGGUUUGCAUGCGACCUUGGAAAGGUCACCAAAAUUUUUAUAUAUGUAACAAAGUCAACAAAGAACCAACUACCAAGAAAUCAAUUUUACCUUGGAAGCGUUCAAAAAAACAUAAAGAACAAUUAGAAAUUGAUCAAAAAUUAAAAAAUAGUGAGGCAUUAGAAAGAUAUUUACAUUAUUCAGAAAAAGUGAUAAAUCAUGAAAGUACAAGAAAAUUGGAAAAGGUUAUUAGAGAAGAGGCAAGAGCCAAGAUGGAGGAAAUGGAAAAGGUUUCGACAUGCGAGUUGACCAAGAAUAUGGCACCUCGACUCCAAACUGCCAAAGAUCUCUUUGAAUUCCUACAAGAAGAUCUCGAAUCAACCACUACCCAACUUUCAGAGCUCAUGGAAGAUACUCUCAAGAAAAUUUCAGUGGACACUCCCAUCCCAUCACAACGUAUCGAAAUUAUGAAUGUCACAGCACUUGCCAAAUCAAAAGUUUCAAACCUACUAAAUGCCAUUUUAAAAGAUUCAAUAUUUGAACAAUAA
Messenger RNA from Cavenderia fasciculata, 2070 nucleotides. RefSeq lists its product as uncharacterized. Gene Ontology annotation, molecular function: ubiquitin conjugating enzyme binding; zinc ion binding; ubiquitin protein ligase activity. The transcript is spliced from 4 exons. The record is from RefSeq and is a predicted model, not a curated record. The coding region runs from base 1 to 2070 and encodes 689 amino acids. NCBI's taxonomy places the organism in Eukaryota, Evosea, Eumycetozoa, Acytosteliales, Cavenderiaceae. Gene Ontology annotation, biological process: positive regulation of proteasomal ubiquitin-dependent protein catabolic process; ubiquitin-dependent protein catabolic process; protein polyubiquitination. Gene Ontology annotation, cellular component: cytoplasm; ubiquitin ligase complex.